Phragmites australis (common reed) is the source of this 2334-nucleotide messenger RNA. RefSeq names its product probable inactive purple acid phosphatase 1. The record is from RefSeq and is a predicted model, not a curated record. Bases 273 to 2102 code for a protein of 609 amino acids. Gene Ontology annotation, molecular function: acid phosphatase activity; metal ion binding. Lineage: Eukaryota; Viridiplantae; Streptophyta; Magnoliopsida; Poales; Poaceae. The transcript has 13 exons.
AGUUUCUUGGUUUCCUUUCCCAGACAACAGAUUUGAAAGCAUGCGCAACGAUCAGUACUUAUCCAAGCUUCAAGUUUCCAACUGUGGCCACUUGUAAAUGCCGGCCUGUGUUGGCGGCUGCCUUGGACUGCCCCUUUGAGCUGAUCACCCCUCUCCAUUUCUUUACUCCCUCAGCACCGAAACUAUUCCUCGAAGUAAUCAGUCAGUCAAAUGCCUCACUAGGUACUAGGCCAGCUCUUCCCGUCAGAAAUCCGAGUCAGCUUGGCGAAACAAUGAGGCUCCUGAUGGCGCUAUGGGUGGCGGUGCUUGGCUGUGCUGAUGUGGUGCACGGCGGCGAGCAGCCGCUGUCGAGGAUCGCCAUCAGGAGGGCGACGGUCGCCGUCGUUGGCUCGGCCAGCGUGAAGGCUCACCCCACGGUUCUUGGCCUCAAGGGUGAAAGUAGUGAUUGGGUGGUCGUUGAAUCCUCGCAUCCGAAUCCUUCGGACGACGAUUGGAUCGGCGUCUUCUCUCCUUCAAGUUUCAGCUCUGAAAUCUGCCAGCCUGAAAAUUACGGGGAUCUCCCGCCUUUGCUGUGCACUGCACCGAUAAAGUUCCAGUUUGCAAACUUCAAGAACGAUGCCUACAAUAAGAGUGGCAAAUGCUCCUUGAGGCUGCAGCUGAUCAACCAGAGAGCGGAUUUCGCAUUUGCGCUCUUUUCUGGAGGCCUCUCGGCUCCAAAGCUGAUUGCUGUCUCAAACAAAGUGUCAUUUGAAAAUCCAAAGGCGCCCGUCUACCCUCGGUUGGCACAAGGGAAAUCGUGGAACGAAAUGACUGUCACUUGGACAAGUGGAUACAGCAUCAAGAAAGCAGUACCAUUUGUGGAAUGGGGCCCUAAAGGCGGAGAUCGAACACUUUCUCCUGCUGGAACAUUGACAUUUAGAAGAAAUAGCAUGUGUGGUUCACCAGCACGGACAGUCGGAUGGCGUGAUCCUGGUUAUAUUCAUACAAGUUUCUUGAAGGAAUUGUGGCCUGAUGCUUUAUACACUUACAGGCUUGGUCAUAGGCUAUCAGAUGGUACUCACAUUUGGAGCAAGUUUUACAGUUUCCGCGCAUCACCAUAUCCCGGGCAAGAUUCUUUGCAGCGCGUUGUGAUCUUUGGAGACAUGGGAAAGGCACAAAUAGAUGGUUCAGAUGAGUAUGGUAACUACGAGCAAGCCUCUCUGAGUACCACUAAACAGAUCAUCAAGGACUUGGAGAACAUUGACAUGGUCAUCCACAUUGGAGAUAUUUCUUACGCGAAUGGAUACUUGUCACAGUGGGAUCAGUUUACAGCGCAGAUAGAACCCAUUUCUUCAACUGUGCCAUACAUGAUUGGCAGUGGUAAUCACGAGAGAGAUUGGCCUGGCACCGGAUCGUUCUAUGGGUACAACGAUUCUGGUGGCGAGUGUGGCGUUCCUGCCCAGACUAUGUUCUAUGUACCUGCCGAGAACCGGGCAAAAUUCUGGUACUCGACAGACUAUGGCAUGUUCAGAUUCUGCAUAGCUCACACUGAGGAGGACUGGAGGCCAGGAACUGAGCAGUACAGGUUCAUUGAACAUUGCCUGUCGUCGGUCGACAGAGAGAAGCAGCCAUGGCUAAUCUUCCUCGCACACCGGGUUCUCGGGUACUCAUCAGCCAGCUGGUAUGAGAUCAUGAUGGGCUCGUACGGCGAGCCGAUGGGUCGAGAAGGCCUCCAAGAACUUUGGCAGAAGUACAAGGUUGAUCUUGCUGUUUUUGGUCACAUUCACAGCUACGAGCGCACCUGCCCCAUCUAUCAGAACCGGUGUGUUCAGGAUGGAUCAAACCAUUACAGCGGGCGAUUCAAUGCGACGACCCAUGUCGUCGUCGGUGGUGGUGGCGCGAGCCUAUCUCCGUUCAGAACCACUGUGCCAUACUGGAGCUUCUUCAGAGACUUCGACUUCGGGUUCGCCAAGCUCACGGCCUUCAACCAUUCAUCUCUGCUGUUUGAGUACAAGAAGAGCCGCGACGGCAAUGUGUAUGAUCAUUUCACAAUCUCGCGCGAUUACCAAGACAUCCUGGCCUGCUCCAUCGACAAUUGCCCCAGGACCACCAUUGCUGUUUGAGCAAACUCUAGAGUCAUAUAUGUGCUGAUAAAGCAAGCCUCCAUUUUGGUCAUCCAUGUGAAGCCUGUGACUUGAGGUCGGAUGCUCAAUGACUGCACUAUUUGACACUUUCGCCUAGUACGUGACAUUGUUUUCUGCUGCCCUUCAGAAUCUAGCUAGGCAUGAGAAUGUUUAUAAGUUGUCUAUGAGUUUGUUGUUACAGCUUUUUAAAAAAAUAUAUGUUUUCAACUAA